AGCUUCCCCGCGCCCACGCGCCUCCGCCCCCCCCCGGGGGCGCUCCGCGGCUCGACGCGCUCGGCUGGGCCCGCGUGGUGGUGCUGGGGCACUCGCUCGGGGCGAUGGUGGCGAUGCACCUGCUGCGGCAGGACGCCCGUGUGGUCGGAGCGCUGCUCGUGUCCCCGACGCCUGGUCUGCCGCACUGCCUCCGACAAGGCAUCUGGCCCUUCCCCGUCCGUGGCGUCCUGGCGCUGAUCGCGUGUGCACUGUCGCUCUGCGACGUCACGGACCUGGAGGCCUGCUCCCGCAGCGACCUCAACCGCGCCUGGCUGCUCCGCGGCCUCGAGCAGCGCACGCUCACAGCGGAGGCCUUGCGGCUGGCGGAGGAGAGCAGCCGGCCAGGGCCGGCGGCGGCGGCGGGCCUGGGCGUGUGGUUGCGGCGGCGCCUCGGGGACUUCGCGGCGCUGUCUGCUGGGUGGCCGCCGGAUCUUGACGCACCACGCCCGGCCCCGCGCGGGAGGUCGCCCGGUCGCCCUGGCCUGGGGCGCGGAGGACUGGCUCGUCGACGGCCGGGCCAGCCAGCUUGCCGCCCGCCCGGGGAACCGCUAUCGCGCCUCGCGUCAUCGGCACGGCUGGGACGAGCGGGCGGCCGAUUUGGUGGCCGCCGGCGGGGAGGCCAGGGUCCGGGCGCAGAGGCUGGCGGGCUGCGGCCACUUCCUGCAGUUCGCCGCGCCUGGGCGUCUCGCGCGGCUGCUCGAGGAGGUCGUGGCCGACGCCGCGCGCGAGCCAGAA
This is a messenger RNA of Prorocentrum cordatum, 774 nucleotides long. The record is from the annotation of a GenBank genome assembly. Lineage: Eukaryota; Dinophyceae; Prorocentrales; Prorocentraceae.